UUUAAUGGAACUGGGGUGUUGUUGUAUUUAGUGUGUUAUUCUUAAUAUUUACAAUUUACAUACGAGUAUAAUUAUGAGUUUCGUUAUCAGUUUAACUCGGAUCGUGGUGGCGUUGAGUUGCAGCUGCAUUGAAGUACCGUGUAUUAAAAUUCUGAAUUAGCUAAAACGAUUUAUUGUGUAAAAAAAUGGAUGGGAAUCUUAAAUAUUAUGAGGGAUGUGGUCAGGAGGGUCCCAUUCGAUGUAUUUUUUUGUGUGAAUUUCACCCAACAGCUGGCCCUAGAAUUACCUGCCAAGUUCCUGAAAAUUAUAUAUCUAAAGACAUUUUUGACACUGUUAGUCAUUAUAUUAUACCAAAAGUUCAGUUGCAAAGAUGUACUCUAACAGUUACUUUAUUGGGUUCCAAAAUCCUUGGAUUUCCAGUAAGAAUUGACAAUAAGAAAUAUGCUAGAAAUGCAUAUUACUUUAACCUGUGUUUUGUAUGUGAUGCCUGGGCAAGAACUGUUCAUUUGGAACCAUUGGUUAAGAAGCUCACAGAGUAUCUUUUAUCAAUGGAGCUUGAGACAGAGUGGUUAUCAAAGCAGUCUCUCUCAGGAGAUGCCAAGGCACUGAGUGGUCUGAUGAGACAGGUCAUGCAAGACAUCAAUAGCAGACGGAUGUGUACACUGACUGUGGGCACUACAACCACACACCUGACAGUGGUUCGAGUGAACACGGAUCCGGCGCCGGUGAAGGACCAUCAGGUGCCCGUGUUCUUGUACAGCCGCCAGUCUUUUGUGGCGGACCAGUGGGACCUCACCACCAACCAGAUUUUGCCAUACAUAGACGGCUUCAAUCACGUGUCCAAGAUUGCGACGCUGACGGAGGUGGAAAUCAGCCUGGUGCGGGCGUGUGUUCAGAACCUGGUGUACUAUGGCGUGGUGACGCUCGUGCCCAUCUUCCAGUACUGCGCGGUGUACAGCGCGACGCCCAAGUUGCGACAGCUGACGAGGUGCGUGGGGCUACAGCGGCAGUGUGUGGAGUUCUGUGCUCGCUCUCCGCGGCAACUGCCCCGAGUGAGCGACCUGUUCCGCAUGUACGCAGCCAUGACUUAUGGCAGCACCAUGCGUGACCUGUGCCGUCGUCUGCGCCCGCAGGAGCUGGCCAUCAACGAGCGCAAGCUGGUGCUGUUCGGAGUUCUGGAGGGCCUCAUCCGCCGGGUCUACAAGUACCCGGUGACAUUGAACAAUGAUUCGUCAUCGAUUCGCAGCGAGCAAAGCCAAAAUCCGUCCCGUGUCUAUACCGGCAUGGCUUGUCUUGACGAGCUGUGUUGUCAGAGUGGCUGCUCCGCGUCACAGAUUGAAGAGCAGCUGGAGAGAGACAGUGAUGUCGUGUUUAUUGUCAAGUGACGUCACCGGUCUAUGUUAUUUGUUUUUAAAGGCAAUGCUUGGACACGUUGUGCCUUAUACAAAGGUAAGGUUGACAUGAUGUUAAUAAAAACAUUCAAAUUCUGGAAUGUACUGAGUAUGUAAAUUGUAAGUAUAACAAAAAAUUAUAUAAUUCUUUAAAUGAAUUAAAUAAUGACGUAAUAGAUAUUUUGUAAAUUGAAUUAAUUAAAAAGUUGAAAAUAUUAUCAUUAUCUCAAAAUGGUUUCAUCUUGAAAGUUUUUUUAUUCUUAUUAUAGUGUCUAUGGUUACAAUAAAUGGUAAUACAUCUCGUGAAAGACAAAAAUUCUGUGUCAACUUUCUGUUUGGCCAAUAUGCCAUAGACUACUUACAGAAGUCAAUGAUGAAGAAAAAAAAAUUAAUAUAAUUCAUUAAUAAAUAUGACAUGUGCCUUUCUAUAUAAUGUUGCUAGCUUUAUUUAUAUACAACGAAUAGUUUCCUAAUUAUUAUACUAUAAUGUUUAAUUGAAUUAUUUAUGUACGUUUAUGUACAACCACCAUACAUUAUAUGAGAUUCUCUAUAACUGUUGGUUCUGACCAGGGGUGGGACAGACGCCUUAAAGUGACGUUUUCAGAAGACUGUGGUGCCAUCUGUUAGUUGACCCGAAAAUGAAAGUUUGUCAGCUGUCACUCGCUUUGAAACCUUUCAACUUUUCUUUAUUUGUCACUGCCCACUGGUCAUAAAAUGGCGGCUACUUCUAGCGUUUGCGCAUGUAUGUAGCUCUCGUGUUCCAUUUUGCAUAUUUACACUACUAAAUCUAUCCUCCAUGUUCUAUGUUGUGGCAAAAUUAAAUAACUGUACGCGCAAUUUCAACUUGAUUAAAAAUUGCAAUACCUGCAUUAAAAAGUAGUGUUAGUUAUUGCAUCACAACAUUAAAAAUGAAUUUUAUAAUUUCGAGCUUAUAUAUAGUUAUUUUCGGGGCCAAUCUCCAGAUGGCGCUAGUUUUCAAAUAGAGAGCUGAUAAUGCGUAGAGAGGGCUCUCUUUACCCUAUAUAUUAUUAUACUCUUGGUUCUGACUUAGCAGUCGCUUUACCGCAUAUUUUUUUAGAUACCUUCAACCUUGAAUCGAAAUGCUAUAAGAUUCUGUUUUAGUCGUCUUUCCAAAAAAUAUUGACUGAUAAAUUAUAAGAUAUAAAAAAUAACUUUAAUGGCGGCCAUAAUGUGUGGUAAUUGUAUGUUGACGUUGAUGAUAUAAUAUAGAACUAUUGGAAGCCUUUUAUAUUAAUAUGAACAUUUAAACAGUUGUGAGUAAAUAUUUGUGAUUAAGUUAAGUGCUGUUGUCCUAGAUUAAGGAUUGGUCUCCGCUGCGCUCCAACUACAUCAUGUCUAAGUGGGCGUACUCGAACCAGUCUCGAACAAUGCGUGACUUUGACGUGCCACAUUUUCUGUUAAACUUUGCUAAUAAUUGAAACUAAAGUGCCGGUUGCGUAGUAAAAUUUUGUAAAAAUAAUACUACAAGAAAUAAGAAAGACACUGGGAUCACAUAUCAUCAGUAAUUAUUUUGUAUUUUAUUAAUCUCAAUGUAAAAUAGCACGAAGCGUAUGUUACAAAGUUUGAAAGAUGCCGUUGAGUGUCAAGAUGCCACGCACACAAGCAUCUAAUAGUUGACAUAAUGAAAAAGGUUGUUCUUAUGUAGUGCGGUAUCUAGUUAGAGCCUAGCGGAGACCAAUCCUUUAUCUUAGGCUAUUGUAUUGUAUUGUAUUGUAAGGAACUGCUCAAUAUUAUAAUAAUUGUAGUUUAGUUUUAUACAAUUUUUGACAUUUGUAUUUUGGACUGAGAAGGUGCUGGUUUAGUUAACGUUGACUUUCCCACCGACAUAAUUAUUUUAUGAAAUCAUUUUAUAAUCACUUAUUAAAUGUAAUUUUAUGUAUGAAUUAGGUAAUGUACUUUAUUUUAGUUAAUUAUUAAUUUAAAACUCAGAAACCAAGCUACAAAAACAACCAGCAAGGAUUUUUUAAAUAUAUACAUAUUGUAUAAGUAACUGAACAUGUAGAGGGCCUAUCUGAUGUUAAUGACCUGUAGCAGAGCAUACCAUGGUGUGACGCGAACAACAGAACUGCACCCGUCUUUCUUAUCAUAAGAUGUCGAAAUCGUCGCCGUAUUUAGAACUAAUGACAAAUUAUAACUUAUUUUUUGAUGUUAUUUCUCCGGGCAAAAAGAAGGCACCUUUAAAUAAUAAAUAAAAUGCAGUAACUUCAGCUACCAUAGGCCUCUUGUCACUCAUACGUCUAGUGAACCACAUCCAAUGGACGAGAAAUCGGUACCUAUGUUGUAAAAUAAUAAAAAAAUAUUUCUUUCUAAUUGUAUUAGAAUAAUUAAAUGAUAUUUAAAUGAACAUUAUUUAACUAAAUUAUGCGGCAUAAUAAUAUUUUUGGUUGUAUUUAAUUCUUUCUUUAUUAAAAUAUUGUUCUUUCAAACGUAAAAUAGCAUGAGGAAUUAAAAAAUUAAGAAUUUUUGUAUUAAGAAACUCUUACGUAAUUAGAACUUUGAUUUAAAUGCAAAUUAAUAAUGGAAGGUACUUCAUUAGUUACAAGUUAUAUCAAUUUUUUAUUGUUGUCUCGUUAGCAAAAUCUGUUUAUAAUUUUCUAGUCUAUGUUUGUAUUUCAGCUAGUCAAAACUGUACGACUGAAGCAAUCUGAUAAUUUUUAGAGUUUAUUAUCACCACUUUCUAUACACAAGUACAAUUUUAGAUCGAAAUUGAAUGGGAAAUAAGAAUUAAAUAGGUAUAUUUUUUAUCUUAUUGCCAAUUUAUUCUAAUAUACUCAAUAACGAACAUAUUCCAUCACUUCUUACUCCUAAAAUGGCAAUCAGUCAUCGCAUUUGCCUCUAGUGCCAUACACUGUGUGCGGCGGUAGAUACCAGGCGCACGAUCCUAUUUGAACCGACUUUAUAAAAAAAUAGUUAUCUGCAUAGUAAGAGCACUUUCUGCACUUCGUUCGAUCCGUAACCGUGAAAAUACGGUCCGAAGUAGCCGUAGAACUAUUACUAUUGUAGUUUACGCACUAGAUCUGGCUUCCGUCAUCCGAUUUCUUUCCGUCAACCGAUAAAAAUAGUUCUACGACAACACCGGAUCGUAUUUUCACGGGUACGGAUCGGACGUUGUGCGAAAGCGCUUUAAAUGAAAAUCCGUUCCCUAUCCACUGUUCAGUGCUACCAAUCUAAAGAACAAUCAUUUUAUGUAUUAAUAUACUUAGCUCUAAGCGUGAAUUGCUAGAAGUUGGUCAAAUUGCACCUUACAGUGAUAAAUGCAGAACUUAUUAAUUGGUCGCUCUAGUACAGAUAUAGCGUUCGCCUCUACAUAUUUAAUUAAGAUCUCUGUUUUCUUAAGUUUGGAAAUCUAAGUCAAAUCAAAAGUACCUAAUUCUAUUCUGAAGUACAAAAUUUUAAUUAUAUACCUUGAUAUUUUAAUGUUCAUAAUUAUUAUUGCUUAUAUCUUAGUUCUAAGAUUAGUAAUUUAAAUAUUGUUGUUAAUAUUUUUAUGGAAUAUUGUAGUAAUUAAUCAUAUUAUUGUUAAAUUUUUGAGAUAUUUUAUCAAAUGUAUCUGACUCAAAUAAAGUAACCUAUUUUAUUC
Leptidea sinapis is the source of this 4992-nucleotide messenger RNA. It is a transcript of the gene Nprl2, whose product is annotated as GATOR complex protein NPRL2. Bases 186 to 1385 code for a protein of 399 amino acids. Lineage: Eukaryota; Metazoa; Arthropoda; Insecta; Lepidoptera; Pieridae. Gene Ontology annotation, biological process: negative regulation of TORC1 signaling; positive regulation of autophagy; cellular response to amino acid starvation. The transcript has 8 exons. The record is from RefSeq and is a predicted model, not a curated record. Gene Ontology annotation, cellular component: vacuolar membrane; GATOR1 complex. Gene Ontology annotation, molecular function: GTPase activator activity.